AUGUCCAAACGCACGUUGGCCGAUGGCGAGGUCGCGCCUGAUGCGGAGCGCCCCCGUGUCGACGGUGCGACGGAUGCAUCUGUCCCCCCUCACGAUGAGGGUAUGGGUGAAUUUGAGGAUCCCUUUGAGGAUGAGAUUGAAAGCGACGGCGAAGUCGUGAACAACCAAGGCGAGAUGGAGUUGGAAGAAGUAGAGAACGAGGCCCUGGAUGACGAAGAGACGUCAGCACCGCCUACGGAGGCGUACAUGCCUGGUGUAAUGCCAUUGGAAGAAGGCCAGACGCUAGUGCCUGAUCAGUCUGCGUACCAUAUGCUACACCGCAUGAACGUGACGUGGCCCUGCUUGUCGUUCGACUUUUUGCGCGAUCAUUUGGGCUCGCAGCGCCAGACGAUGCCGCAUACGGCCUACUUUGUCGCGGGUACACAGGCCGAUACGGCCAAGAACAAUGAAGUGCUGGUCAUGAAGGCCAGUGCUAUGCAUCGCACAUCGCGUGAUGAUGCCAAUUCUGACGAUGAGGACGACGAUGAGGACGACGAUGUCGAUGAAGAUGCCGUGCUGGAGUACAAAUCGAUCCCGCAUCUGGGCGGCAUCAACCGUAUCCGCGCCGCUCCCACGACGACUCCCACAUCGGACUUGGAGCCCUGCCUCGAUCCAUACCCUGUGGCCACGUGGUCCGAGAUAGGCAAGGUGCACAUCUGGGACGUGCGGCCGCUGUACAAUGCGCUGAACCAGCCCGGCACGACCAUCGAUAAGAAGAAGGUGCAGACGCCGCUCUUUACAGUGUCGUCGCACCGCACCGAAGGUUUUGCCAUGGACUGGGGCGGUGUCCUUGGCGGCGGUUCGUCUGGCAAGGGCGGGCACCUGCGUCUGGUCACAGGUGAUAUGCAUAGCAAGAUUUUCCUCACGACAAGCAACAAUACCGGCUUUACAACACACGCUACGCCGUUUGAGAGUCAUACAUCGUCGGUGGAGGACUUGCAGUGGUCACCUGCUGAGCCGACCGUCUUUGCGUCGUGCUCGGCAGACCGCAGUAUUCGUAUUUGGGAUGUGCGUGUAAAGUCGCAUCGCUCGGCGCUCACCGUCGAUGCCGCGCAUGAGCAGGAUGUGAAUGUGAUCAGCUGGAACCGUGGCACGCAGUACCUGCUGCUCUCAGGUGGCGAUGAUGGCGCCUUGAAUGUAUGGGAUAUGCGUGCCUUCAAGAAUACCCAGCGGUCUACCCCUGUGGCGCACUUCCAAUGGCAUCGUGCGCCGAUCAGCAGUGUGGAAUGGCACCCGGAAGAAGACAGCAUCUUUGCGGCGUCAGGUCGGGAUGAUCAAGUGACGUUGUGGGACCUGGGUGUAGAGCAUGACGACGAGGAACAGGCUGCCCAGAUGCCCACAGGCCCGAACGGCGAGCCUGUGCCGAGUCAGCUGCUGUUCUGUCACCACGGUGCAAGCGAUAUCAAGGAAGUGCACUGGCACCCGCAGAUCCCCGGUAUGCUCGGUACAACGUCUUCGGACGGCUUCCACUUCUUCAAGACCAUCUCUGUGUAG
Malassezia pachydermatis is the source of this 1533-nucleotide messenger RNA. RefSeq names its product glutamate-rich wd repeat-containing protein. Gene Ontology annotation, molecular function: protein binding. NCBI's taxonomy places the organism in Eukaryota, Fungi, Basidiomycota, Malasseziomycetes, Malasseziales, Malasseziaceae. The record is from RefSeq and is a predicted model, not a curated record. The coding region runs from base 1 to 1533 and encodes 510 amino acids. The transcript has 2 exons.